Molecule: messenger RNA, 2310 nt
Organism: Plenodomus lingam JN3
Lineage: Eukaryota; Fungi; Ascomycota; Dothideomycetes; Pleosporales; Leptosphaeriaceae
Molecular function (GO): protein binding
Source: RefSeq, a predicted model, not a curated record
AUGGAUGAAUUACUUCCCUCGUACGAGUCCGUCACAGAACGCGACCCUUGGAAAAACAUUCCGCAAUAUCUACCUCCGAAAGAUUUAUGUUCUGCAGCUCUCGUUUGCCGCAAAUGGCACAAGGUCUUCACAUCACACCUGUGGGGUAGUCCUGCCUCACAUUUCAGUGCUGAGAACGACACGGCCUAUACAGCACUUACAAGAUUCAAACGCACACUACUCUACGUACGAUCAGAUGUGCGCGAACUUACUCAUACCCUCCAUUUCCUCCCAGCACAUGCAGAAAUUUACGGCGGGCCGCAUGCCGAGUGGCUUCGCGACUGCCUUGAAUAUCUGCCACGAUUACAAUGUUUGAUUGUAAAUGGGCUUCCUUUCUUCGAUCACGCAUCGCUCAUGAAUCUCCAGUACUCGAGCUUGCGGUUGCAAUCAACGCAAAUCGACACAUUGCCCAUGUUCAGCCUACGCCUGCUGGAUGCAGCCGGAUGCACCAACGCCACGUCAACAAGUCUUGCGCAAGCCCUGCGUCACUUUCCAGAGCUCGUGAGUCUAGACUUGUCCAGUACAUCAGCAGCAAAACAUAGCGCGGUACUGGUCAAUUUGAAAUACCUCCGGAACUUGCGAGUCUUGAGACUCAGAGGCCUUGGACUAGGAGACGAAGAGUUCUUGAUCAUAUCGCAGUCUAUACGCACCAGAGUACAAAGUCUUGACUUAAGUCAUAAUAAUUUAACGGACGUGAGCGCUCGACUUCUCCUGGAUCAUUGCAUCAAGGACACUGUCCUCCAACCACACUUUACACGAGGGCUAGUACCACCUGUAGACGUCGAGCAACCCCACGGGGAUAUCUAUGAUGUCUUCGAGUCUCCAAAUCUCAUAAAUCAUCUUCGCAAAACGCUCACCACCGGGUUCGUGGGGAGCCUUGCUAUUGAAGAGGCGCGAGAUGUUGGCGUGACUCACCUAUACAUUACCAAGAAUGCCAUAACUGUAGAGGGAGUUUCGAAAUUACUUCGAUCUGGACGCUUAAAAGUAUUGGAUAUUGGCGAGCUACCCACAGACACGAAAUCUCCGCCAGAGCAUCGUUUGGCAGAAGAAUCAAAUCAGGUACAAUUACCUUGCAUUUCGAAAUGCACGCCUGUACUACCACGGUACGCAAAGCGAUUAAAAUAUCUAAGGGUGAACUAUCAAAUUGUCACAGAGGAUAGCUUCGCAGAAGCACACGAAGUUUCUCAUGCAGAGCCUAUUGGAGGUAUUGAGGUGGCAAAGCCAACUCCAAAAGUAAAUCUCACCUCGGAGCCUUCCUUCAAGGUUGAAGAUAGCGCUCCAAAUGCCCCAGCUCCGGUACUUACAGACUCCCAAUCCACGCCGAUAGACCCUAUACUCUCUGAUAGUGAUACCGGGACCUCGCGUACAUUACAAGAAUGCCCAGAUACACAUGGUACUUUACCGCCGACUGCAGCGCCAUUGGAAUCUGGACCAGAGGCGAUACCAAAUACGCGUGUCCAAACUGUGUCUCGUCAUAACUCCACAUACUACACAGAAGAACAAAGAGCCCGCUUAGAUUUCCGUCAAUCACAAGAAAACCGCCUGCACCCUAACAUGGUCCCUCAAGUCCACACCCUAGUACUAACCAACGUCCCCACAGCAACCACCAACCACCACAUCAUCCACAGACUCAUCCAAUUCAUCAAAGACGCAGCAGCAGAAGCCUCAAUCGCCCGCCAGCGCGCCCAACACACCUACAAGCUGCCCCCCGGCCGCAGCCGCGUGAUUGCAGAAAACGAAUACGCCCACAGUCUCUUCGCCCUGCGCCGAAUCGUCCUUGAAAUGGCGGUGGUCCCUGAACCAGCACAGGAGAAGAUUUCAUCUGGUUGGCGUGCCUACCCGACCAAGUCGUCGACCGAGGAUAAGGAUUCCGAGGCAUUUUGGGAGGCCGCCGCACAUGACUUUUCAUUCUUCGCGGAGGAGGGGGAGGGGGAAGAGGCGUGUCGGCGAGAAUAUCUGGGGGUGCAACAGAGGCUUCCCCUGGCUGCCAUGGGCGGUUUGGAAAUGGCACCUGCUGCAUCAGUCACGCCAUUGGCAGCUCAGGCUGCGAACACCGUGCCAGCGGCACUGGACGUUGUGCAAGCGAUCAGCCAAUUUCGCAAGGAUAGAAAAGCCGCGCGCAGUAGUCUGUCGAGGACAGGUCAGCCUGAUCCAGAGGUCGAGGGCUGGUGGCCCGGCGAUGUCACUGUGGUGAGGAGAUCUGCAUGCGCGGGUCGAGGUGAAUUAGAUUGCUUUGGGAGCCGUUAUGGGGAUGGGUGGUGCUGUCGUUGA